Messenger RNA from Oryza brachyantha (malo sina), 1374 nucleotides. Its product is annotated as type III polyketide synthase B. Lineage: Eukaryota; Viridiplantae; Streptophyta; Magnoliopsida; Poales; Poaceae. Gene Ontology annotation, molecular function: acyltransferase activity, transferring groups other than amino-acyl groups. Gene Ontology annotation, biological process: polyketide biosynthetic process. The record is from RefSeq and is a predicted model, not a curated record. Bases 59 to 1282 code for a protein of 407 amino acids. The transcript has 2 exons.
CACGGGAUUGCAGUCUACCUUGCAAACAGAUCGAUCUUCCUCGCAAGUCGCAACAACGAUGGUGAGCACCAAUGCCGGUGUGACGGCAAGCAAGCAGGCAUCGUCCAUGGCCCCGAACCCGGGCAAGGCCACGAUCCUCGCCCUCGGCCACGCCUUCCCGCAGCAGCUGGUCAUGCAGGACUACGUCGUCGAAGGCUUCAUGAGGAACACCAACUGCGACGACCCGGAGCUCAAGGAGAAGCUCACCAGACUCUGCAAGACGACGACGGUGAAGACGAGGUACGUGGUGAUGUCGGAGGAGAUCCUCAGGAGCUACCCGGAGCUGGCACAGGAGGGCCAGCCGACGAUGAAGCAGCGGCUGGAUAUCUCCAACAAGGCGGUGACGCAGAUGGCGACGGAGGCGUCGCUCGCCUGCGUCCGGUCGUGGGGCGGCGCGCUCUCGGAGAUCACGCACCUCGUCUACGUCUCCUCCAGCGAGGCACGGUUCCCCGGCGGUGACCUCCAUCUGGCGCGGGCCCUCGGCCUCAGCCCUGACGUCCGACGCGUCAUGCUGGCAUUCACCGGCUGCUCUGGCGGCGUCGCCGGCCUCCGCGUCGCCAAGGGCCUCGCCGAGAGCUGCCCGGGCGCGCGCGUCCUCCUCGCCACCUCCGAGACCACCAUCGUGGGGUUCCGCCCGCCCAGCCCCGACCGCCCCUACGACCUGGUCGGUGUCGCCCUCUUCGGCGACGGUGCCGGCGCGGCCAUCGUCGGCGCCGACCCGACCCCGCUCGAGCGCCCGCUGUUCGAGCUCCACUCGGCGCUGCAGCGGUUCCUCCCCGACACCGACAAGACCAUCGACGGGCGGCUGACGGAGGAGGGCAUCAAGUUCCAGCUCGGCCGCGAGCUCCCCCACAUCAUCGAGGCCAACGUGGAGGCCUUCUGCCAGAAGCUUAUGCAGGAGCACCCGCAGCAGCGCCAGCUGACGUACGACGACAUGUUCUGGGCGGUGCACCCCGGCGGACCGGCGAUCCUGACAAAGAUGGAGGGCCGGCUGGGGCUCGACGGCGGGAAGCUCCGCGCCAGCCGGAGCGCGCUCAGGGACUUCGGGAACGCGAGCAGCAACACCAUCGUGUACGUGCUGGAGAACAUGGUGGAGGAGACCCGGCAGCGGAGGGAGACGGCGACGGCGGAAGAGGAGGACUGCGAGUGGGGGCUCAUACUGGCGUUCGGGCCGGGGAUCACGUUCGAGGGGAUCUUGGCCAGAAACCUGGAGGCACGCGGGCGAGACUGGAAGCUGGAGUGAGAUGGAUAAGCACGAUUGCUUCAAGCCUUUAAUUUGCGAGCCCGCCAAAACCAUUUGGUUACGAGAUGUUUAAUCAACAUAUAUAUGUUUCU